Messenger RNA from Onychomys torridus (southern grasshopper mouse), 3632 nucleotides. RefSeq names its product zinc finger protein 54-like. Gene Ontology annotation, biological process: regulation of transcription by RNA polymerase II. Bases 1176 to 3527 code for a protein of 783 amino acids. The transcript has 4 exons. NCBI's taxonomy places the organism in Eukaryota, Metazoa, Chordata, Mammalia, Rodentia, Cricetidae. The record is from RefSeq and is a predicted model, not a curated record. Gene Ontology annotation, molecular function: DNA-binding transcription factor activity; RNA polymerase II cis-regulatory region sequence-specific DNA binding.
CAAUAGAGCUUUUAAAUAUGUACAUAUUGGCCUUAAAACUGCUGUUGUACACAGUCUGUUCAAUCCAUUUGCUUAUUUGUUGAUUAUAUUAUCAUUUGCUUCCUUUGUAUUUUUGAUAGGUUCUGUAUUAUGCAUUGUAGUAUAAAUAGAUAGCUAUUAAGUGUAUCUGCUGUAUAGACUGUCUCUUCAUACUUUUAAUUAUAACCAUUUACCUGGGUGUUUCUCAUUUUACCUAGUACUAUUUGUCUGGUUCUGCUCUGGUUUCAAGUGUUUCCCUUUGUGUUACUCUGCAGGAUUCACUGUUUUAGAUCAUACACGAAGGCUGAUGAUUCAUUAUAUGGUAGGAGAGAUUUGAACCCACGUUCAUGUUUUUAUAUUGGGAUAGAUACUUUUCCCAGUGCCACUAUUUGAAGAGGUUUCUAGCCUGCAACACAUUUGUGGUAUUUUGGUAACGUUCAAGUGGUCACUGCUAUUGGGCAGGUUCUGGAUCUGUUGCUCUAUUGCAUUGCUCUGAUCUGGAAUCACACUGGGGUAGCUUGAGCAUUGUAACAUUUUCUUGGGGCUGCUCUGUACCCAGGGAAUUUAUGUCAAUAUAAAUUCUAGGUUUCUCUUUACUGUUUCUGUGAAGGUUAUUGUGGGGAGUUUAAAUGUCAUGAGGUUUGAACUGAUGAUAUAAACCGUUUACCUCUGGGAGGCAACCACGGACAACAGCAAUAGCCUAAGAUGUUUGAGAGUCUCUUGGACAGCUGUGACCAUCAACUUCAAAGUGGGGUUCUGACACCUGGUCUUGGUCAUUUUGUUAAAAAAUCCGUGGCUCUUGUGGGGAGCAUCAUCAGGCCAGAUGGGAAAUUUUCAUUUACACUCUAAAUAUAUGUGCACAGUCAGACUUAUAUGUAUUGUAGGCAUUUUUCCUAGAUGGAUAAUAUUUAAGGAAUAGUUGGAUUCCUUUUGACUGUGUAGAAAUCCUUUCCCUCCUUCUGUGUUUAUAUCUGUCCCUUCUCCAUAAUUAAAUCCCUCCCUGUAUUUCCAUUUCUCCCUUCAGAUCUCUUGCUCCCUAUUACUCCUGUCUCUCUUACCCACCCACACUCUACAAUACUCUCUUUUUACUUUUCUGGUUGCUGCAGUUACUCCAGGUCGUGGACUCACAUCUGAAGAUUUGGACCCAGGAACUUCCUAUGAGAGAGAUAAUGAAUGCAUUGUGUGUCUUUCUGUGUCUGUGUUACCUCACUCAUAUAAUCUUUCCUAGGUCCAUCCACUUAGCUGCAAAACUCAUGAUUUCAAUGUUCUUUACAGGGCAGCAAGUCAUCUAUUCAUUGUUCCUCAAAGAAAAACUUAAAGAAGAGAAACAGAAAGAAAUGGCUGAUUCUCCAGUAAGCAUGUCCCAGGGUCUGUUGACAUUCCGGGAUGUGACUGUGGACUUCCCCCAGGAGGAAUGGGAAUGCCUGGACUCUGCUCAGAGGGCUUUGUACAUUGAUGUGAUGUUGGAGAAUUACAGCAACCUGGUCUCUGUGGAGAACUAUUGCAAAUGUGACCCUAUGCAUCCACAUAUGAAGACUGAAAAGGAGUCUUGUCGGUGUUAUGAGCUUGGCAAAAUCGUUCAUCAAUCCUCCACAUGUGCACUUUAUGGAACAAGAGAAACUACAGAACACUCUAGUAACUACACAUGCAGUAAUCACAGGGAUGCCUCUACUGACUCAUCAAACCCAGAUGGACAUGAAAGCAUGCACACUGGAGAAGAACCUUGCAAAUCUGAAGACUAUGAGAAAUAUUUAAAUUUGUGUUCCAGCAUGACUCAAGAUCAGAGACCGUACACUGCAAAGAAGGAACACAGGCAGGAAGCAUAUGACACCUAUUUUGGCUCUGCAUACAGUCUUUUGCAACAAGCAGUUUACAUUGGAGAAAAACCAUACCAGUGUGGUAAAUGCAGGAAAUGUUUCAGUACCACCUCACGCCUCAUUGUACAUCAGAGAAUUCAUAGUGGAAAGAAACCCUACAAGUGCAGCCUUUGUGGCAAAUCCUAUAACCAGUGUGCAAAUCUUAGAAUACAUCAAAGACUUCAUACUGGGGAGAAACCUUACAAAUGCAAAGAAUGUGGAAAGUCAUUUCGACAGUCCUCAGCUCUUAAAAGCCAUCAGAAAAUACAUACUGGAGAGAAGCCUUACAAAUGUAAGGCAUGUAACAAAUCCUUUGCCCACCAUUCCAGUUUCAGGACACAUCAGAAAAUCCAUACUGCUGAGGAACAUUGUAGUUGCCAAGAAUGUGGCAAGGUCUUUCAUCAGCUUUCACACUUUAGAAGACAUUACAGACUCCAUACUGGAGAGAAGCCUUACAAAUGCAAUGAGUGUGACAGAUCCUUUACGCACUACUCAUCACUUAGAUGGCAUCAGAAAACUCAUUCUCUAGAGACAUUUUACAAAUGCAAAGACUGUGGUAAGUCCUUCCUUGAAUUAUCACAUCUUAAAAGGCAUUAUAGAAUCCAUACUGGUGAAAAGCCUUACAAAUGUGAGGUAUGUGACAAAUCCUUUACUGUGAACUCAACUCUUAAAACACAUCAAAAAAUUCAUACUGGGGAGAAACCUUACAAAUGUGUGGAAUGUGACAAAUCCUUUACCAAGUGCUCACAUCUUAGAAGACAUCAGAGUGUUCAUACUGGAGAGAGACCUUACAAAUGUAAAGAAUGUGAGAAAUCUUUUCCUGAGUGCUCAACUCUUAGAGAACAUCAGAAAAUUCAUACUGGAGAGAAACCUUAUAAAUGUGGAGUAUGUGACAAAUCCUUCAUCCAGCAAUCAAAUCUUAGAACACAUCAUAGAGUCCAUACUGGAGAGAGACCUUACAUAUGUAAGGAAUGUGGCAAAUCUUUAACUACACGCUCAACACUUAGAGCACAUCAGAAAAUUCAUACUGGAGAGAAACUUUACAAAUGUAUGGAAUGUGACAAAUCCUUUACUCAUAACUCACAUCUUAGAAUACAUCAGAGAAUUCAUACUGGAGAGAGACCUUACAGUUGUACAGAAUGUGGCAAAUCUUUUACUACAUGCACAUAUCUUAGAGCACAUCAGAAAAUUCAUACUGGAGAGAAACUCUACAAAUGCAAAGACUGUGACAUGGCCUUUCUCCGCAUUUCUAGUCUUAAAAUACAUCAGAAGAUUCAUACUGGAGAGAAACCUUACAAAUGCAAAGAUUGUGACAAGUCCUUUAAUCAGGUUUCAAAUCUUAGAAGACACCAGAAACUUCAUACUGGAGAGAGACCUUACAAAUGUCUGCAGUGUGACAAAUCCUUUACCCACAAGUCAAAUCUUAGAACACAUCAGAGAGUUCACACCGGAGAGAGACCUUACAGUUGUAAGGAAUGUGACAAAUCUUUUACAAGAUGCUCCUAUCUCAGAGCACAUCAGAAAAUUCAUACUGGAGAGAAACUUCACAAAUGCAAAGACUGUGACAUGUCCUAUAUCCACCUUUCAAAUCUUAGAAGACAUCAGAGAAUUCAUACUGGACAGAAAAAUACCGUUGUAAAUAAUAUGACAUAGCUUUUUUUUUUUAUUCUCUGCUUAUAAAUCCCAACAGUAUACAUAAUGGAAGCAUAAAGAAACUUGUGAAAGCCCUUAAUGAAGUUUUAAAUCUUAGAAAAUAUC